Messenger RNA from Penicillium macrosclerotiorum, 1479 nucleotides. RefSeq lists its product as uncharacterized. Gene Ontology annotation, cellular component: nucleus. The transcript is spliced from 3 exons. NCBI's taxonomy places the organism in Eukaryota, Fungi, Ascomycota, Eurotiomycetes, Eurotiales, Aspergillaceae. Gene Ontology annotation, molecular function: RNA polymerase II cis-regulatory region sequence-specific DNA binding; DNA-binding transcription factor activity, RNA polymerase II-specific. Bases 1 to 1479 code for a protein of 492 amino acids. The record is from RefSeq and is a predicted model, not a curated record. Gene Ontology annotation, biological process: regulation of transcription by RNA polymerase II.
AUGGAUCACUCGUUUUCAGUUUACCAGUUCCUGGCUCAGAUGCCAACUGACCGGGAGCACGAGCACCGAUUUUCGGUACAAACGGGGGCAUUCGGAGCAGUUCGCCUUCAUCAGGCGAACUUCCCCCCAUACGCUUACCACCCCUGCUCCCCCAUCGACAACUGGGCGACAUUCCGAUCUAACCUGGCGCCAGCGCCCAUCAUGUCCCUUUACCAUCCCGGGUAUAAUGGGGACUCGUGGGGCGCCACCGUGCCGGGUCCAUACGAGCUCCGGCCACAGCCUCGACCGGUGCCUGACCCGACGUAUCUCUCCUCCUCCUCUGCUGCUGCUGCCGCUGCUGCCAGCACCUCCAUGAUCGCCUCGCCGGCCAGCAUGUCCCAAUUGUCCCCACAAGCGCCGAGACGCGCAUCCGAUGAUCUAAUCGACGGGCAAACAGCGCCGGCCGUUCUUUUAAGAGACACCUGCGAUCCUCCUCCUGUGCACCUGGACCCUUCCAGCGGUUCGAGCCACUUGCACACCACUCCUCCAUCAUCCCCCCUUUCCACCUCUUCACAGCAAUCCUCUGCCUCAUCACCAGCCAGCAUGACUCCCUCAGCCCCCCCUGGCAUGAGUGACUCGAGUGAUCAGGAGCAACAUGGAGACCCGCCAUACUCCCGACUCAUUUGGGAAGCCUUGCACUCUGCAAAGAACUAUAUGCUCCCGUUGCAAGAUAUCUACAAAUGGUUUGAAGAGAACACUGCCAAAGGCAGGGACGAAAGCUCCAAGGGCUGGCAAAACAGCAUCCGCCAUAACCUGUCAAUGAAUGCAGGAUUUGAGGCCGUCAAGAGCGAGGCCGCGGGAAGAAGACCCAUCAACUACUGGCGUCUGACUCAAGAAGCCAUUGAACAUGGCGGCGUUCAGUCCACAACCCGAUAUCGCAAGAAGGCCAGUACCAUGGAGCUUUCCAAUACUCGUCGCCCGCGAUCAGGGCCCAGGGAAGGUGACAAGCCCAAACGGUCAUCUCCCAAGCAACGCAUUCUGAUCACCGACGGGAAGCAACAGAGAAAACAUCAAAGGGAGCGGUACUGCCCUCCACUGAUGUUACAUCAAUCCCAGCACGGCGGUUCCUCCUCGCAGCUGUGGGAGAGCAGCAGCAGCAGUAGCAGCAGCACUGCCUAUUCUCAUUCACGCGCCAUGCACCCGGGCUAUCUUCCUAGGGGCCCCGUCUACAUGCCCGUGGUGACCUAUGACGGGCCGGCCAUUCAGGAUGGCUACCCUGUGCCUCGCAGUCCCCCGGUGCCUUCCACGUUCGACAUGAGCCGAGUCAUCAGCUGCACUAGCCCCCCACCUGGCCACAAUUCCGUGUUCUGCGAUACUGCACAGUCGGGGCCCGGCUAUGCUGCAUUAGACAUGGGAUCGCUAAACUGGUGGGCCAAUCAUAACUCGAUGAUGCCCAGCCCGGAUAGCCCAUCUGAUCUACCUGGUCAUCUUGGGGUGUAG